Daldinia caldariorum is the source of this 2116-nucleotide messenger RNA. Its product is annotated as enhancer of polycomb-like-domain-containing protein. The record is from RefSeq and is a predicted model, not a curated record. The transcript has 2 exons. Bases 196 to 1881 code for a protein of 561 amino acids. Gene Ontology annotation, biological process: regulation of transcription by RNA polymerase II. NCBI's taxonomy places the organism in Eukaryota, Fungi, Ascomycota, Sordariomycetes, Xylariales, Hypoxylaceae. Gene Ontology annotation, cellular component: piccolo histone acetyltransferase complex.
AACAAUUCAACGUCACCUCAUCCAAAGACGACACUUUACCCAUCAAAACAAACCCCAAAAUAGCCGUUCAAACUCCCCAAAAAUUAAUUUUCCAUCGUCUCAUGACCUAAACUUUUUGGUUCCCGAAUUUUUUCGGGGUUUUUCCGACCUUAUUGUCGAUUUUUCCCCUACUAUCCUCCCACACCGCCAACCGCCAUGUCGACCCGGAAAGUGCGAUACAAGAAGCUUAACAUCAAAACCCCUCUGCCCGUACUCCGUGAAGACCAAAUAGAUCCCAACGAAUACGAAUCCCUCACAACCGAAUCACAAAUCGCGACCGGUGUCGAACAGGCCGAAGAAAAUGAAUACCAUCUGCAGGCUGCCCUUAGGGGGGUUGGUGCGAGUAAGGAUAAUGAGAUUCCCGUGCCGCCGCCGCAGAAGAGCGAGGCGGACUAUAAUGAGCUGUAUCCCACACCAUACGUAGAGCCCAAACAUUACAUAAAGUUCUCUGAAACUGUUGAGGAGACGCUCGGUUGUCUCUAUGAUAUGACCACAGAGGAUGAGGAAUAUCUCAAGUCCUACAAUGCCAAGUGGACGGGAAAUUCACAGCUUUCGGAGGACGACUUCGAACGGAUAAUGGAGGUAUUCGAGGAUACAGCCGCAGAGCAAGCUCCCUUUGCUGCAGUUGACAAUACAGUAGUGCCCUUUGAAGUUAUGGCCCAGGCCAUGAGCCACACAAUCCCCGCCAAGCUCAUUCAAGCACAUGCUAAGAAUGUCUACGAGUACUGGAAGACUCGACGGCAGGUGUGCGGCAACCGAAGUCUGCAUCCGUCGCUCAAGUUCGAAACUCAUCAAGAGCAUGAUGACAUGGACCCUUAUGUCUGUUUCCGAAGGCGUGAAGUUCGGCAGACAAGAAAGACGAGGGCACGCGAUGCGCAGGUGAGCGACAAGUUAAAGAAGCUGCGUAAGGAGUUGGAAGAUGCGCGGCAGCUCGUCGUCUUCUCUUACCAGCGAGAAAUAUUCAAGCGGGAGAUUUUGCGCAGCGAUAGAUCUGUCUUCGAACAGCGAAAUAGCCUCAAGGAGACUAAAAAUCGCCUCGGCAUUAAAGGUGACGACGAAGACUUUUAUAAUGCUAGGCCGCAAAAGCGGCAGAGAACAGAAGCGCAACAGCAAGCGCGCGCUGGUCCUCAUGGCCAGCUUCGUGUGGUUGUUCGUCCCGACGGAGGACGGACUGUGGAACCCGCUGAUCUUGCCGUCUUGGCCGAUAAGCUUGCUGAGAAGGAGAAUGAGUUGCGUAACGAUGUCGAGAUGAAGAUCCAGAACCACAGGAGAUGGAAUAGCAAUUAUGUGGAUCUUACUGCUGACCCCUUACCUCCCGUCAAGGAGGAGAAAGAGCCAAGUUUCAGGCCAGCAAAAACCACCUAUUUGAUGACUCCACCGGCAUCCGCGUCAGAUUCCAUGGAGCAAGACGAGGAAAGCCCGUUGGAUUCUUUCAAAUCCUUCCAGCAAAUCAGUUCCAGUAUCAUCAACCUAGGUGCCACAGAGCCCGAGAUGUCUUCAUACCGUCGUCGUAUAGGCCGACUAAAUCGCUUAUUUAUCGACCGUCGGCCACCUAAGUUGAAUAGACACCAAAGUCCUCCACACGAUAUGGACUUCAGCCAAAGUGACCGUUGGAAAUAUGACCAGGAUGACGAUGAUGAUGAUGAACAACCGGUGUAUGAAGUGGACCCCAACAGCGCUCGUCAGAUGAAGUUCCGGUCGACAAUACCACCUUCGCCCUUCCUAUUUAAAAGACAGGGGGUCGAUAUUGCUAGUUUUCAGGCGAGCAGCGUAAACCGACAAGCUCUCCCACAACCCCAAGCACCAACAGCCCAGCCUCAACCUCGAGCACCUCAGACUUGAGCUUGAUGAGUCUCUAGUAUUAAAGGUAUUGGUGAGAACCAAACUUAGCACUCGGAGAAUGGUUAACCUUGGGCAGUAAAAACCCAAGUGACGAAUAGCCAUACUCCGCGCAGGUGGUUGCUCGAUACAGAAGAGUACACCGUAUCCCAGAGAAGUGCGAGUGCAUUUAUUCCGUCCUGCGACGGAAGGCAGGCAUGAGUCGUAUCGACCCUAGGCGCACUUUAUUGGGCGAUAU